Molecule: messenger RNA, 1677 nt
Organism: Pteronotus mesoamericanus
Lineage: Eukaryota; Metazoa; Chordata; Mammalia; Chiroptera; Mormoopidae
Gene: CD96
Product: CD96 molecule
Exons: 14
Coding region: 1-1677 (558 amino acids)
Biological process (GO): cell-matrix adhesion; inflammatory response
Source: RefSeq, a predicted model, not a curated record
AUGGAGAAAAGAUGGACUUACUGUGCUGUCUAUUCCAUCAUCCAGAUACACUUUGUCAGGGGAGUGUGGGAAGGAAAUUUCAGUGCAGGAGAAGAAAUUUAUGCUUUACCUGGCUCUGAUGUCAACCUGACCUGCAAAACACAAAAGAAAAGCUUUGUGGUACAAACACAAUGGUCCAAGGAGGUGGACCUCAUUGCUCUUUAUCAUCCCCAACAUGGCUUCCAUUGUGCCAACGGGAUUCCCUGCAAGUCACUGGUGACUUACACAGAUAUUCCUGGGAGUGUGACAAAAUGGACUCUGCACUUAAGGAAUGUGUCCUCCUUACUCAGUGGGAAGUAUGAGUGCAGCUUUAUUCUGUACCCAGAGGGCAUUCAGACUAAAAUCUACAACCUUCUCAUUCAAAAAAAUGUUACACAGGAUGAAUGGAGAAGGCACAAUAUAAAAGAAAUAGAGUUAAAUCAGACUCUGGAAAUACCAUGCUUGCAAAAUAUCAACUCAGAAAUUUCAUCUGAGUUCACCUUUGCAUGGUUGGUGGAGGAUAAUGGAACUGAGGAAACACUCAUCACCCAAGGUCAGUCCAUCAGCAAUUCUACAUUUAAAGACAGAGUCAAGCUAGGAGCAGACUAUGGGCUCUACCUCUCUCCAGUACAAAUCCACGAUAACGACCGGAAGUUCUUUUGCCACGUUACAGUCAGGCCUGGCAAAACAAUGAGGAGCUCUACCACGGUCAAGGUUUUUGCUAAGCCAGAAAUCCCCAUGAUUAUGGAAAAUAACUCCACAGGAAAGAAAACAUUUACCUGCUCACUGAGGAACGUAUUUCCUACAGCAAAUCUCACAUGGUUUACAGACAGUAGCUUUCCUCAGCGUGAAAGAAAAGAAAUAUACAUUCCUAAUGAAGAAAGAAAAGACAAAAGUGGAUUUUUGAACGUGAAGUCUAUUUUCCCAUUGGAGUAUGGCAAUGAACUGGCCCAGUCCAUCUGGUGUAUGGCUCUGAUUCCAAUGCCUGGAAAUAAGGUGUGGAAUAUCUCAUCCAAAAAGAUCACUUUUUCUUUGGGCUCAGUAAACCCUCCAACAGAUCCUGCACCCAGUGUCACAGAGUCUACCCUUGAGCCCCAGCCUUCUCCAGCCAACAGCAUAUCUCCUACAAGAUAUCCAGCUACAUCUUCAAAAGCUCUCGUAGAUGUGAGUGCAUUGACUCCAAACAACAAGCCUCAAACUAGCAAUUCCAGUGUGACUACCCAAGGCUUCAACUACUCCUGGACCUCCAGUGGGAAAGACACCAAAAACUCAACUUCAUGGAUGCCCAGUGAAACACAGAGUUCAUUCUCCUCGGGUGCAGGCUCGACACUUCAUGGUGAUAACAUCACCAGCACAAGCAAAGCAUUUUCAGAAAUUCCCACAACUGCCAAUAGAUCUACUAAUUAUAAUUACAUCCAUAUCACUGGUGUUGUGGUUAAUAAGCCCAAAGAUGGAAUGUCCUGGCCAGUGAUUGUAGCAGCUUUGCUUUUUAUCUGCCUGGUAGUGUUUGGUCUUGCCAUGAGGAAAUGGUGUCAAUACCAACAGGAAAUCAUGGAAAGACCCCCACCUUUCAAGCCACCUCCGCCUCCCAUCAAGUACACUUGCAUUCAAGAGUCCAUUGGAAAUGAUCUGCCCUGUCAUGAGUUGGAAACACUCUAG